UUCCCAGAUGGCAGUCUUCUCAGCUAGAAUCGGCCACCAGCCGCUCUAGAUAACUUGUUGAUAUCUUUCCGAGAGAAGAGCUCCCCGACGACGGUUGCUGCAAUUGUCAGCUCCCUUCCUUUAAGUAGAGAUGCGGCGCUUCGUCCCUUUAUUCCUCUUUUGUGCAGGAAUCCUUUUAUGGGACAAAGUGGAAGCCCAUGACGACAAUGGACAUUACACUAAUGAUUGGGUUGUGAGAAUAACCGGUGGUAGAGAUGUGGUGGAUCAACUGGCUAUUGAACUUGGUUACCGAAAUUUGGGUGAACUGCGGGGAUUUCCAAACACAUACCUCAUGAGAAAAGUUAAUCAUCCUCAACGAUCUAGAAGGAAUGCCGUACAUUUAACUAAGAGGCUAGCCGAUGAUCACAGAGUUGAAUGGGCUGAACAACAGAUUGCAAAAAAUCGUGUGAAAAGAGAUUUUUCUAGAGUUACUCCAGAAUUUUUGAGGGAGACGACUAAGGAACGUUUUAGGUUUAAUGACUACUUGUGGCCAGAUCAGUGGUACCUGCAUGAUACAAGAAGCUUAAACAACCUUCCUGAGUUAGACAUGCGAACUAUUCCAGUAUGGAACAUGGGUUAUACCGGCAAAGGAAUUGUUGUUACCAUAAUGGAUGAUGGUUUGGAAUGGAAUCAUACUGAUAUAAUUGGAAAUUAUGAUCCGAAAGCUAGUUGGGAUACCAAUGAUGAUGACGAUGAUCCCUUUCCAAGAUACGAUGCAUCCGAUUCCAACAAUCAUGGAACACGUUGCGCUGGAGAAGUAGCCAUGAAGGCUGAUAACAAAAAAUGCGGCGUUGGAGUUGCUUACAAUGCUAAGAUUGGAGGUAUUCGAAUGUUGGAUGGUAUUGUAAAUGAUGCUGUGGAAUCGGUGUCUAUAGCCUUUAAUGUGGAACAUAUCGACAUCUUUAGUGCCUCAUGGGGACCAAAUGAUGACGGCAUGACCGUAGACGGACCCAAAAGGCUCGCCGUUGAAGCAUUAGAAAAAGGAAUACAAAGAGGUCGAAACGGAAAAGGAGUUAUCUACGUCUGGGCUUCUGGUAAUGGCGGAUCAAAAGGUGAUAACUGUAACUGUGAUGGGUAUACGAAUUCCAUUUAUACAUUAUCUGUUGGCAGUGCAAGUCAAAGAGGAGAUUUUCCCUGGUACGGAGAAAAGUGUGCCUCAACCAUGACAACUGCGUAUUCAAGUGGUGCUUAUUCAGACCAAAAAAUUGCUACAACUGAUCUUCACAAUCAAUGCACGGUUCAUCAUACAGGAACAUCUGCUGCCGCCCCCUUAGCUGCAGGAGUUAUUGCUCUCGUCCUGGAAGCUAAUCCAAAUUUAAGCUGGCGAGACGUGCAACACAUUGUAGUCUGGACGUCACAGUAUCACCAGUUGAGCCAUAACAAGGGAUGGAAAAAGAAUUCAGCUGGUUUAAUGUUUAAUAGCAGAUUUGGUUUUGGAUUGAUUAAUGCUGAAGAUAUGGUGAAGACAGCCUUGAACUGGACAACGGUGCCUGAAAAAACAAUUUGUAAAGCAUCUGCAUCGGCAAAGCUACCUAAGCAAAUCUCUUCAGAAUUAAAGGAAGUUCAAGUUGAAAUUCCAUCAGAUGCUUGUCGUGGAACUUCUGAAGAAAUAAACUUCUUAGAGCAUGUUGAACUAACCCUUGAUAUUGAUUACAACCAUAGAGGAGCUUUAGAUAUUUAUCUCUUUUCACCUGCAGGAACGGUAAGCAUGGUCUUAUCUCGCCGAGAAAAAGAUACUUCGUCACUUGGAUUCAAAAAUUGGACAUUUCUCUCAGUUCAUUUCUGGGGUGAGAAUCCCCAUGGUGUAUGGAAAGUUCUUGUGAGAGAUAUGACAGAAGGGAAUUUCAAAGGGCGUAUUAAUUUCGCAAAACUUACUUUGCAUGGAACAAAAAUGAAGCCACGUCAUAUGGAAGGUGAACGAAAGCGAUAUGUGGAUGACGAUUCCAUGGAAUACGUCAUAGAUAGAAUUCCAGAAUAUGAAGAGGAAGCUCCAUCUUCUGAGAAUUAUAUCCAUGAUGAAUUAGACGACAUAAGAUCUUCUGAAAGUAAAGAGGAUUUGGAUUGGCUAGAUCUCGUCAACAAAAACCUGCGAAAGAUUGCAGCCCGAAAGUUCCCCUACAUACGCUCAACCUUUAAAAGAAAAUUCUAUGACUACCUACCUAUACAAUAUCCUUAUUCCUGGGAAUAAGAAAAACAAAUUAUUAUUUUGUGAAAGUAUUAUUUUGUUAAGAUUGAAUAUUUUGUAAUUAAACCUGUGUAUCGGACUCUCUAGUCAGUUGGAAAUUCUAGUCAAUCAGCUCCCGUUCCUUGCCCUCAAUCAUGAAUGUAUUAUUUUGUUUUUGUAAAUUAAAUUAUUUUUUAAAACUGU
Parasteatoda tepidariorum (common house spider) is the source of this 2407-nucleotide messenger RNA. RefSeq names its product neuroendocrine convertase 1. Lineage: Eukaryota; Metazoa; Arthropoda; Arachnida; Araneae; Theridiidae. The record is from RefSeq and is a predicted model, not a curated record. Gene Ontology annotation, molecular function: serine-type endopeptidase activity. Gene Ontology annotation, biological process: peptide hormone processing. Gene Ontology annotation, cellular component: neuron projection; membrane.